Messenger RNA from Suricata suricatta (meerkat), 3074 nucleotides. RefSeq names its product podocan (gene PODN). Gene Ontology annotation, molecular function: protein binding. The record is from RefSeq and is a predicted model, not a curated record. The transcript has 11 exons. The coding region runs from base 31 to 1986 and encodes 651 amino acids. Lineage: Eukaryota; Metazoa; Chordata; Mammalia; Carnivora; Herpestidae.
UUGCGUCGCCUAGCUCACGACUCGACUUGAAUGGAAGGAGCCUGCGCCCGCGGAGCGCAGCGGCGACUCGGGACAGCGCGUACGGCCGGCGGGGCGCGGCGCGCCGCGGGGGCGCAGCAGGCGAAGUCUGACUCAGCCCCUCCUGCAGGCACCAUGGCCCGGAGCAGGGCGCUGCUGUUCCUGUUGCUCUUGCCACCACAGCUGGGACCGGUGAGCACGGUCAGGUCUCCAGGGUUUGGCCAAACUGGUGCCCACAGCCUGAGCCCUGAAGAGAACGAAUUCAUGGAGGAGCCAGUGUUGGUCCUGAGCCCUGAGGAGCCAGGGCCUGGCCCUGCCCCCACCAACUGCCCCCGAGACUGUGCCUGCUCCCAAGAAGGUGUUGUGGACUGUGGUGGCAUCGACCUGCGCGAGUUCCCCGGGGACCUGCCAGAGCACACUAACCAUCUGUCUUUGCAGAACAACCAGCUGGAGAAGAUCUACCCCCAGGAGCUCUCCAGACUGCAGCGCCUGGAAACUCUGAACCUCCAGAACAACCGCCUGACUUCCCGAGGGCUCCCAGAGGAGGCGUUUGAGCAUCUGACCAACCUCAAUUACCUGUACUUGGCCAAUAACAAGCUGACUUUAGCACCCCGAUUCCUGCCAAACGCCCUGAUUAGCGUGGACUUUGCUGCCAACUAUCUCACCAAGAUCUACGGGCUCACCUUUGGCCAGAAGCCAAACUUGAGGUCCGUGUACCUGCACAACAACAAGCUGGCGGACGCCGGGCUGCCCGACCACAUGUUCAAUGGCUCCAGCAACGUCGAGAUCCUCAUUCUGUCCAGCAACUUCCUGCGCCACGUGCCCAAGCACCUGCCACCUGCCCUCUACAAACUGCACCUCAAGAACAACAAGCUGGAGAAGAUCCCACCAGGUGCCUUCAGUGAGCUGAGCAACCUGCGUGAACUGUACCUGCAGAACAAUUACCUGACUGACGAGGGUCUGGACAAUGAAACCUUCUGGAAGCUCUCCAGCCUGGAGUACCUCGAUCUGUCCAGCAACAACCUGUCGCGGGUGCCGGCGGGGCUGCCGCGCAGCCUCGUGCUCCUGCACCUGGAGAAGAACGCCAUCCGCAGUGUGGACGCAGACGUGCUGACGCCCAUCCGCAGCCUUGAGUACCUGCUGCUGCACAGCAACCAGCUGCGCGCGCGCGGCAUCCACCCGCGGGCCUUCCAGGGCCUGAAGCGGCUGCACACGGUGCACCUGUACAACAACGCUCUGGAGCGCGUGCCCAGCGGCCUGCCCCGGCGCGUGCGCACUCUCAUGAUCCUGCACAACCAGAUCACUGGCAUCGGCCGUGAAGACUUUGCCACUACCUACUUCCUGGAGGAGCUCAACCUCAGCUACAACCGCAUCACCAGCCCGCAGGUGCACCGGGACGCCUUCCGCAAGCUGCGCCUGCUGCGCUCCCUGGACCUGUCCGGUAACCGGCUGCACACCUUGCCACCAGGGCUGCCGCGCAAUGUGCAUGUGCUCAAGGUCAAGCGCAAUGAACUGGUGGCCCUGGCCCGCGGAGCGCUGGCCGGCAUGGCCCAGCUGCGUGAGCUCUAUCUCACUGGCAACCGGCUGCGCAGCCGCGCCCUGGGCCCCCGAGCCUGGGCUGACCUUGCCCACCUCCAGUUGCUGGACAUCGCUGGGAAUCAGCUCACGGAGAUCCCUGAGGGGCUCCCGGAGUCACUGGAGUACCUGUACCUGCAGAACAACAAGAUUAGCACAGUACCUGCCAACGCCUUCGACUCCACGCCCAACCUCAAAGGCAUCUUUCUCAGGUUUAACAAGCUGGCUGUGGGCUCCGUGGUGGAAAGUGCCUUCCGGAGGCUGAAGCAUCUGCAGGUCUUGGACAUAGAAGGCAACUUUGAGUUUGGUGACGUUUCCAAGGACCGGGGCCAGUUGGAGGAAGAGGAUGAGGAAGACGAGGAGGAUGAGGAGGAGGAGGAGGAAAGGCGAUAGUGACAGGGUGAACCGGAUUUGACAUAGCUGGCACUCCUGCCCUGGCCUCCCUGACUCUCCUACGUGUUCUGCAGGACAACGGACCGCCAGACCCCUUUCUGCAGCACAUGCCUGUGCCCUGUGAGCCCCACUCUGCCAUGCUCACAGACACACCCAAGGCCGCCCUCACCAGCCACCCCACACCCCACUGCCGCAACACAGGCUGGACACACAGUGUCCCAUCCCUCCUUGCUUCUGUAGCACCCCACCGCCACACACGUGCAGGCAACGUGACACACCCACACACUUCCGGCUGCACGGAGCGAGCCCGCCAUACAGUUGCACUCUCCGUCCCACGCCCUCCAUUGCCAUCAUGCCCUUGGACUCCUGUAGACUCAGGGAAGGGUCUGACCCUGCCCUGGCACUCAUGGGUGCCUGCUCCCCUUGCCUUGGACCUGCAUGUGCGCACCCACGUGGACACACGCACGCGCGCACACACACACACACACACACACACACACACACACACACACACACACGAGUCACAUGAAAACAGCCCUCUGUGGCCGACAUAUCUUGCCCCAGCCAGAACUGGCCAGAACAGCUUGCCACCAGCUCAUCCGCCUGUUCGUCCAUCCACUGGAGAAGACAGAGUUACCUUGGUGCCCUCUGUGGCCAGGUGUCCGCCACCCUCUGGAACUCACAGAAGCUGACUUUUGUUCCUUUUCCUCCCUUUGGGGACAGGAACCUUUGGGACUGCUGCCCUGUCCUGCCUGCCCUGACUCCCAGCUGCCCAGGCAGUCUCUCCCUGCCAGGCCCUGGCCGGCCACAGGCAUGUCUGUGAUGGGAAACCCCACGGAGGCCAGAGGGACGAUGUCCUGGGUUUCUGGGGCCGUGGACAGGAGUGAGGCGGAGGGGCAGUGCCAGGCAAGGAGGAAGGGCCCAGCUGCCCUGAUGACAUACCUUUUUUAUUCUUUGGGCCUGUGGGAUGUUUUGGGUGCCUUGGGUUUUUAAAUUCUUUUUUAAGAAAAAAUGAUAAAAAAAACAAAACUGAUUUUUCUUGUUAUAGAAAAACUAAUAUAAAAGCAUUACCCCUUUCUGGCAGCCUA